CUGGCACAGCGAUACAUGGAAGUACAACACAGCAGAAGCAUGAGGCAACACUGUGCUCUGAAACAUGGAAUAUUCAAAGAGUUCCUGGCAGAAUUCCUCGGGACGUUUGUGUUGGUCCUGUUCGGCUGCGGCUCGGUCGCCCAGACAGUCCUGAGUCGGAACACCCUGGGGGAACCUCUCACCGUCCACAUCGGCUUCUCCGUGGGCCUCAUGAUGGCGGCGUACGUGGCCGGGGGGGUGUCAGGGGGCCACGUGAACCCCGCCGUGUCGCUGGCCAUGGUGAUUCUGGGUAAACUAAAGAUCUGGAAGUUUCCCUUCUACGUCAUCGCCCAGUUUCUCGGCGCCUUCGCAGGAGCCGCUGCGGUUUUUGGAUUGUACUACGAUGCCUUCAUGGACUUCACCAGUGGGAUUCUGUCUGUGACGGGGAUCAACGCCACGGCUCACAUCUUCGCCUCCUACCCUGCGAGACACCUGUCCGUUCUGGGCGGGUUUAUUGAUCAGGUGGUGGGGACAGGUAUGCUGGUCCUGUGUAUUCUGGCCAUCAUCGAUGGUGGAAACAUCGGAGCUCCUAAAGGGGUGGAGCCUCUGGCCAUCGGCCUGGUCAUCAUGGCCAUCGGGGUGUCCAUGGGACUCAACUGCGGCUACCCCCUGAACCCUGCCAGAGACCUGGGCCCCCGACUGUUCACAGCCGUGGCAGGAUGGGGUAUGGACGUCUUCAGCACUGCAGACAACUGGUGGUGGAUCCCCGUGGCAGGGCCCAUGGUGGGGGGCGUGGUCGCCGCCGUCAUCUACUUCCUGCUCAUCGAGCUGCACCACACCCACAGCGAGCCUGAGAAGCCCCACGAAGAGGAGGAGGAGGAGGAGGAGGAGGAUGACGAAGAAGAGGAUGAUGAUGAUGACAACAGCCUGAAGGACAAAUAUGAGAUGAUCACCAUGAGCUAGACAGACGGUGACCCCCCCAGAAACGGUUGAAACCCCAGUGUAUGUCCUGCACCCCCACCCGUGUGGCUGUUGUACGUGCUGUAAAUAAUGUUCUGUGUAUAUAGAGGACGCCCUUCUGGAGAGGGGGUGUGGUUUCAUACCCCGCCCUUAGUUCUAGUUUUCACCUCAACAAUGUUCUGAUUAUUUUAAAUGAAACUCUUUUUCUUUUCAAGUCUUAACGUUUUGUACAUUGCGAGGAACUCCCUGGUGUUCAUUCACUCAAACUCAGCUUUGUUUGUCCACAUUAAAGUUUAUAAGAAAAAUA
Molecule: messenger RNA, 1246 nt
Organism: Cololabis saira (Pacific saury)
Lineage: Eukaryota; Metazoa; Chordata; Actinopteri; Beloniformes; Belonidae
Product: aquaporin-9-like
Exons: 6
Coding region: 16-942 (308 amino acids)
Biological process (GO): water transport; glycerol transmembrane transport
Cellular component (GO): plasma membrane; basolateral plasma membrane
Molecular function (GO): glycerol channel activity; urea transmembrane transporter activity; water channel activity
Source: RefSeq, a predicted model, not a curated record